AACGAAGUGGAUAUCUCUCAGUUGCCCACAGUGCUAGAUGAGGACUCUAUUCGUGUCGACGGAAUCGGUCACAACGCAAUCAUCUCCGACGUCAUCUAUCAUCCUCCUAAAUCCAACGACUCUGACAAGAAACACGAGGAAGCGGUCAAAGAAUUGCAGCGCGAGAGAACAGCGCUAGAGCAACAGCUUAAAGUCCUCAAUAAGCAAGCGGAGAUAUUGCAGAAAUACUCCGACACGUUGAAAGGCGCUGAUACGCCCGGGAUCCAACUUAACGAGUUCCUAGACCUCUAUGCAGAACGGCAAAGUGGUAUCGACAAAAAAACGACGGAAAUCAACGAUAAGAUUGGGGAAGUAGACGAUAAGGUCAAGAAAGAGAAAGAGAUAUGGGAUGCCGAUACGGAAGGCAAGAAGAGAGCAGUCAGGGUCACUGUUGUCGUGUAUGCCGAGGAGGACGGAACAGCAGAUAUUUGCCUAACUUACCCGAUAUCUCCUAAUAAGACGGACAUUACUUUACAAUAUCGAGCGACCAUCGUCCAAAGUACAGGAGAGGACUGGAGAGAGGUAUCGUUAACACUGUCCACUGCUUCUCCUCAAUUAGGAAGUGCGAUUCCUAAACUCUCUCCUCAGUGGCUCAAUCCCAUAGUCCACUAUGCAACCAAGAGCUUGAAGAAGGUUGGUUUUGGCGGAGGGGGCGGCAAUCGCUUCGAGUCAUCUUCAGGGUCCGCACUGCCUCGAAGACAGUCACGGCUUCGCCUAGA
Acaulospora colombiana is the source of this 758-nucleotide messenger RNA. The record is from the annotation of a GenBank genome assembly. Lineage: Eukaryota; Fungi; Glomeromycota; Glomeromycetes; Diversisporales; Acaulosporaceae.